Sinocyclocheilus grahami is the source of this 2310-nucleotide messenger RNA. RefSeq lists its product as uncharacterized. The transcript has 7 exons. NCBI's taxonomy places the organism in Eukaryota, Metazoa, Chordata, Actinopteri, Cypriniformes, Cyprinidae. The record is from RefSeq and is a predicted model, not a curated record. Bases 366 to 1922 code for a protein of 518 amino acids.
ACAUAUAUUUGUUUGACUGGGAAGCUGUGCGCAAAGUGGAAUAUAUAUAACAUAUUAAUAAUAAUAAUAAAUAAAAGCACCUGUCGAGGAAGCAAAGGCGCAGGUGCUCGAAGCCCGGAUGUGUCCGCGAAGCUUCGGGUUUCCGAUCGCCUUCUGCUCUCAGGACAGAUAUAGCUAUAUUUCUAAACUUCGGGUGUAUAUACUGGUUCUCUAAAGGUCAUUGACAUCGCUGAGAGAAGCAGUGCUCCUCGUUCCUCUGCGGAUCCAGUGUUGCGGCUCUGCAGCAGAGAUCCAGCGGAACAGAAGCGGACACAUCUGUAUUCGGUUCAGACUCUUCUUCACGCAUCUACAGCAGCGCGCGCAGCAUGUCGCGCUUUGUGUUCUUAUUAUUAAUAUACGCUGUGUCUGGUGCCGAGACGGAGGGAUCUGAGUCCGUGACAGUGAUGGAGGCAGAUUCUGUCACUCUACACACUAACCUUUCUGAACUACUCAACGACGACACCAUACUGUGGAUGUUCGGACCGAAAGACUCUCUCAUAUCUCAAAUAAAGAGAAAGCUUGACUUGACCUCAUUUUUAGUCACCGAUGAUGUUAGGUUCAGUGGCAGAUUGCAGGUGGAUCAGAAGACUGGAUCUCUCUCCAUCACAAACACCAGAAUCAGACACUCGGGACAAUAUAAACUCUCCAUCUCUAGAGAAAAGACCACGACAAAGACAUUUAGUGUUGCUGUCAUUAGCGUGGCUGAUGAGGCGGACGGAGUGCAGUCCGUGUCAGUUUCAGUGACGGAGGGAGAUCCUGUCACUCUAUGCAUUGAUGCUGAAAUGCACAAAGAUGCUCUGAUGCUCUGGAGGUUUGGAGAUCAAGGAAUCCUCCUCGCUAGAAUCGAUACUGAAUCUAGUGAGGUCUCAUUAAACGAUGCCGAUGAGAGAUUCAGAGGUGCACUGCAGCUGAAUCAGAACGGAUCUCUGACUAUCAAGAAGAGCAGAAGUGAACACGCUGGACUGUAUGAGCUGCAGAUCAGAGGCCGUGAGAGCGCGCAGCGAUUCCUUCUUUCUGUCAAUGCUGUCCCAGAUCCAGGUCUUUCUUCAGGUGCUGUAGCAGGAGUUGUUUUUGGUGUUUUAGUUCCAGUUUUGCUGCUUGUGGCUGCAGCUUUGGCUCUCAUUUACUAUCGCCACAGGAUCGCUAAAUUAAAAAAGCAAAUGGCUGUGGCAGGCGAAGAGAAGGAAGAGACCGUGACGGAGGGAGAUUCUCCAACUCUACACACUGGUCUUACUGAAAUAAAUGCUAAUGAUAUGAUAGAGUGGUGCUAUGAAGCUGAAGACAAUCGCAUUGCUCAAAUCAAUGGAGGGACCAGAAGCACAUUAGCGGGUGCUGAUGGGAGAUUCAGGAGCAAACUGAUGCUGGAUGACAGAACUGGAGAUCUCACUAUCAGUAAUGUCAGAACCAUUCACUCUGGACUCUAUAAGCUAAACAUCAGCAGCAGCAUACAAACCAAACACAAGAGAUUCAUUCUUACUGUCAGUGUGAAGUCGAUAUCAGUGAAGGAGGGAGCUUCUGUCCUUCUCCAGACUGCUGCUGAGAUUCAGACGGAUGAUCUCAUUCUGUGGACGCUAGGAGCUCAAAACUGUCUCGUUGUGAAAAGUGAUUCAGGAAAGACGAGUAUCGGAAAGCACUUUAGAGACCGACUGGAUCUGAACAUGACGACUGGAUCGCUGACCCUCAGAAACAUCAGAACCACAGACUCUGGACAUUUUAAACUGCAAAUCAUCAACAGCGAACAGACCACAUUCAGGAGAUUCAAUGUGACAGUCACUGAUUCCACAGCUGAAGGAGCGAGUGAAGAAACGACUGUAGUGACGCCGCUGUUGAAUGGGGAAGUCACUGAUGGAGGGAGCGAGCCGCAGGCGACGAGUCCAGUUUGAGGAGACAAGACACGCCCACUGCUGUGACAUCAUCGACAGUCACGCUCAACCGCAUUGCUGCUGCCGGUGAAGAAUGUGAAAAACAUUGGAAAGAAGUUCUAGUGUAAUUCUUGUGUGAUGAGCACAUGACAAACAGCUGGUUACACCCUGAACUGAUCCAAAUCUGUGCUGGAAGAGCUGUAGCUGCAUCUGAACCAGAUCCAGACAGACGAGAUGAUGCAAAACAGGCAAACACUGGACCUUUUGUCACUUAAAACACUACUCUGCAUUUGUCUGUGUUUAUAUUGUACAUUAUAAUGAAAGUGUUGGUUUUCUCAGUCAUAUCAAUAUGAGUUAGUGGAACUCAAUUCAACUCAAAUUGUGAAACUCAUGUAUUAAAUAAAUUCAA